Messenger RNA from Triticum aestivum (bread wheat), 2056 nucleotides. RefSeq names its product elicitor-responsive protein 1. NCBI's taxonomy places the organism in Eukaryota, Viridiplantae, Streptophyta, Magnoliopsida, Poales, Poaceae. The record is from RefSeq and is a predicted model, not a curated record. Bases 138 to 800 code for a protein of 220 amino acids. The transcript has 5 exons.
AGCCGCAGGAGAACAAAGACGAAAGAGAGAAAGACAUUCAUUCGGAAGGGCAGAGCAGCCGACUGCCGACCGGCCGUGGGAGAGGAUCGACUUCGAGUGUUGGUUGGCUUUCCGGCGAGAACGAGAGAGCAAAUAAAAUGGCGCGCGGCCUUCUGGAGGUGCAUCUGGUCCACGCCAAGGGCCUUUCCGGCACCGAUUUCCUUGGGAAGAUAGACCCGUAUGUGGUGGUGCAGUUCCGGAGCCAGGAGCGCAAGAGCAGCACCGCCGGAGAUGCGGGGAGGAACCCGAGCUGGAACGAGGUCUUCAGGUUCCAGAUCAACUCCUCCGCGGCCAACGUGCAGGAUAAGCUUGUCCUCCGGAUCAUGGACCACGACAACUUCUCCAGCGACGAUUUCCUCGGCCAAGCAACGAUCAAUGUGACUGACCUCAUCAGCAUGGGCAUGGAGAGCGGCACGUCGCGGCUGAACCCGGCCAAGUACAGGGUGGUCACCGCCGACAACUCGUACCACGGCGAGAUCAAGAUCGGCAUCACCUUCACCGCCGCAAAGGUUGAAGAAGACGGAGCACAGGUUGGGAGUUGGAAGAUUGUAUUUCCUUGUGUGUUGAUUCUGUUACAGAGAUUACAAUAUAUCCUCGAGAGAGAGGGAGAGAGGACCCGGGAGAGUAGGCACGCAGGCCCAACGGGUCGGAGGAGAUCCAUAAUUCUAGGAUCAGACUACGUACAGUAUAUUACAACACAAGUACAAUGUACACUUGUCAAUACCCCCCUCAGCCGGAACACCAUUAGGAAGGGUGUUUAGGCUGGACCGAAACUCAUGAAAAAUCUGUGAAGGAAGCCCCUUGGUGAACACAUCGGCAUAUUGGGAGCUUGACGGAACAUGAAGCACGCGUACCUCGCCAAGUGCCACACGAUCCCGAACAAAAUGCAAGUCUAUCUCGAUGUGUUUGGUCCUCUGAUGCUGAACAGGAUUGCUGGCAAGGUAUGAGGCACUGAUAUUGUCACAGUACACCACAGUAGCACGAGUUGGUGGCACCUUGAGCUCGAAAAGUAGCUGCCGCAACCAGCAAGAUUCGGCCACACAAUUGGCAACGCCACGAUAUUCAGCUUCAGCACUCGAACGGGAGAUGGUGGGUUGUCGUUUUGAGGACCAGGAGAUAAGAUUGGUGCCAAGAUAGACACAGAAACCGGACGUCGACUUGCAGGUGUCCGGGCAACCUGCCCAAUCCGCGUCUGUAUAGGCCGUGAGAUCCUUAGAGGGCGAACGAAAAAUCUGUAGGCCAUAGUGAGAGGUGCCUCGGAGAUACCGGAGAAUGCGCUUCACAAGCUGCAUGUGGAUAUCGCGGGGUGCAUGCAUGAACAAGCAGGCUUGUUGAACCGCAUACGCAAUGUCGGGUCGUGUAAGAGUUAGGUAUUGUAGUGCACCAGUCAGACUGCGGUAAUAGGUGGGGUUGGAAAGCAGUUGCCCAUCAUGAGAGGACAACUUGGCGGUGGUGUCAACAGGGGUGGAAACCGGCUUGCAGUUGAGCAUGGAGGCGCGCUCAAGAAGCUCUAGGGUGUACUGUUGUUGACAAAGAAAGAGACCGGAGGCGUUGGUGGUGACGUUGAUGCCUAAGAAAUGGUGAAGAGCACCAAGGUCGGUCAUAGCAAAUUCCUUCUUGAGGGCGGUGAUGACAGAGUGUAAUGUGGUGGGUGUGCUAGCGGUAAGGAUGAUGUCAUCCACAUAAACGAGCAAGUACGCAAGAGAGGUGCCAUGAUGCAAGAUAAAAAGUGACGAGUCGCUCUUGGAAGCACGAAACCCAAGUGAAAGCAAGAAGGCUUGGAAGCGAAGAAACCAAGUCCGGGGCGCUUGCUUGAGACCGUAGAGAGACUUACGAAGGAGGCAGACAUGGUCCGGCUUGGAGGAGUCAACAAAGCCAGCCGGUUGUGAAGCAUACACUGUCUCAUUGAGUUCACCGUGUAGGAAGGCAUUUUUGACGUCAAGCUGAUGGAUGGGCCAAGAGUGAGAGGUGGCAAGGCUCAACACGACCCGAAUUGUGGCCGGCUUGACCACAGGAC